AUGCCAAAGUGGGAACUGUUCCGCCCAUUGUCUCUGUUGGCUCAUGUGAAGGCGAUCCGCGUGCGGCUGCAUCCCGGCCGGCAGGCGUCUGAAGGGUGCCGACAGCUUGGCUCGAUGUUACGCGUCGGCGAUGUACAGAAAAAAUUCCCCGGUCUUCAGUCUUCCAUCGAGUUUCUGGGGUAUGAUGCGCCAUCUGAGAUAUACAUCGAAUUCACAAAUGGCAAGAAGUACAGGUUACUCGCUGACGGUUACUCCCUACAAGAACUACAAAUGCGUCUCGACCGCGAACAGUAUAAGCUUUUCGUUGAACACAUCAAGGAGCACGCGGCGGAUUCAACAGAGAAUGAUGAGGCGUGA
Molecule: messenger RNA, 357 nt
Organism: Cyclospora cayetanensis
Lineage: Eukaryota; Apicomplexa; Conoidasida; Eucoccidiorida; Eimeriidae
Exons: 4
Coding region: 1-357 (118 amino acids)
Source: RefSeq, a predicted model, not a curated record